CAAUUGCGCUCCCUGUGUGUCUCUCUUCUUCUCUCACUUGGGGGGUGGGUGGGGGUGUCAAAGAAAGAAGAAAGAAAGAAGUAGAGAGAGUGAGAGAGAUGCGAAAGUAAAAGAAAAAAAAGGUUCGGGGACGAGAAUAAAGAAGUGUGAGAGAGUGGAGAGGAGGAGUUUCCACUUUCUGGCUGGGACAGAUCAGAACUCCCACAAAUACAAACCCAUAUAGAAAGUCUCCCAAAGCUUGGAGGAGAAUCUAGGGUUUCUUGAUCAUCCGUCGGGAACUCAUGGCCAGUCCUCCUCUCUCGGCCCGCUUGCCCAUCACUCCAUCCACACCUGCCUCCGGCGCUUUGCGGACCCCUCUCUCCGACGACGCAAUCUGGAAACGCCUCCGAGACGCCGGCUUCGAUGAGGACUCCAUCAAACGCCGGGACAAAGCUGCUCUCAUCGCCUAUAUUGCCAAGCUUGAAUCUGAGAUCUAUAACCAUCAACACCACAUGGGUCUUCUCAUUUUGGAAAAGAAGCAAUUGGUUUCAAAAUAUGAGGAAAUUAAAGCCUCUGCUGAAUCCACUGAAUUAAUGUAUAAGCGGGAGCAAGCUGCACGUGCAUCUGCUCUAGCUGAAGCCAGGAAGCGGGAGGAGAAUCUGAGGAAGACUCUUGGAAUUGAAAAAGAGUGUAUUGCUAAUAUUGAGAAGGCAUUGCAUGAGAUGCGUGCAGAAUGUGCUGAAGCAAAAGUUGCAGCUGAUAGUAAACUUUCUGAGGCACGAAAUAUGGUAGAAGAUGCUCAGAAGAAGUUUUCUGAUGCUGAGGAAAAGCUGCGUGCAGCAGAGUCUUUAGAAGUAGAAGCCAACCGGUAUCGCCGAGCUGCUGAAAGGAAGUUACAUGAAGUGGAAGCACGCGAAGAUGAUCUCAGGAGGCGUAUGAUUUCAUUCAAAGCAGAAUGUGAUGCUAAAGAGAAGGAUGUCCUUCUUGAGAGGCAGUCUUUACUUGAGAGGAAGAAAACUUUGCAGCAAUCGCAAGAUGGAUUAUUCGAAGGACAAUCUUUACUGAACCAAAGGGAGCAAUACAUUUUGAAUAGAUCUCAAGAAUUAGAUCAACUUGAGAAAUCGAUUGAGUCAUCAAAAGCAAGCAUUGAGAAAGAAGUUCAAACACUAAAUGAGGAGAGAACCACUUUGGAACAGAACGUAGCGUCUUUGUCAGCAAGGGAAGAGGCUGUUAUCAAGAGGGAAUGUGAGCUGAGAAAGAGAGAAGAAGAGCUUCUUGUUCUACAGGAAAAAAUUACCAGCGAGGAAUCUGAUGGAAUAAAGCAAGUUAUGGUUAACCAUGAAGCUUCUUUGAGAUCAAGGAAGUCUGAAUUUGAAGCAGAGUUGGAGAUGAAGCAAAAGUUGGUGGAGGAGGACAUAGAGACCAAGAGACGUGCUUGGGAAUUGAAGGAGAUUGACCUUCUUCAACGUGAGGACCUAAUCUUGGAAAAAGAACAUGACUUGGAGGUGCAAUCACGGUUGUCAGCAAAUAAGGAGAAUGAUUUGUCAGAGAGGACAAAUUUACUUGAUGAGAAGGAGAAAAAUAUGCUUGCUGCUGAAAGAGAGAUUGAAGUGACCAAAGAACUUCUGCAGAAAGAAAAAGAAGUUGUCAACAAUUUGAAAAUUGAUCUUCAGAAGUCUAUGGGUUUACUGGAGGACAGAAAGAAGCAAGUUGAUCAUGCAGAAGAGAAAGUGGAGGCCAUGAAAAGUGAAACAAAUGAUCUACUUGUUCUGGAAAUGAGACUUAAAGAAGAAAUUUAUGCCAUUAGAGCCCAGAAGCUGGAGCUUGAGGUUCAGGCAGAUGAGUUGAAAACACAGAAAGCAAGGUUUGAAACUGAGUGGGAAUUGAUUGAUGAGAAGAGAGAGGAAUUAAGGAAGGAAGCGGAACAUGUUGCAGAGGAGAGACUAGCCAUUACUAAGUUUCUCAAGGAUGAGCGUGAUUGCCUUAAAUCAGAGAAGGAUGCAAUAUGGGCUCAGUAUAAAUGUGAUGUUGAGUCACUUUCUCGAGACCGGCAAGACUUCAUGAGCGAAAUUGAGCAUGAGCGUUCAGAGUGGUUCAGCAAGAUUCAGAAAGAGCGUUCAGAUUUCUUGCUGGAUAUUGAGAUGCAGAAGAGGGAGCUAGAAAACUGUAUUAAAAACAGGCGUGAAGAAAUUGAAAGGUAUCUUAGGGAAAGAGAGAAUGCAUUUGAGGAAGAAAAGAAGAAAGAACUUCAGCAUAUUGCUUCCCUUCGGGAAACAGUGGUGAAAGAAAUGGAAGAAGUUAACUUAGAAAUGCAAAAGCUUGAUACUGAGAGAAGAGAAAUCAAUUUGGACAGGGAAAGAAGGGACAAGGAAUGGUCAGAAUUGAAUAAUUCAAUUGAAGAACUUAAGGUGCAAAGACAGAAGUUGGAGAAACAAAGGGAGCUAUUGCAUGUAGAUAGAGAAGAGAUUCUGGCUCGGAUUGAACAAAUGAAGAAGUUGGAGGAUUUGAAAGUUCUCCCAGAUCGAAUAGUUGCAUCUGAGAUUCAAGAAUUGGACCUACAUUGUCGGAGGCAAAAAGUUUCUGCAAGAAGUAUGAAGCAGCAGACUGCUGUACAACAUGCUAAAUUGGAGUCAGAUAACGAAAUCCAUGGCAUUGAACUUGAUCUAUCACCUGCAAAGGGAUUAGAUAUUGCUCCUCCUGCCUCUGCUCCUUUCUCUUGGCUUAAACGAUGUGCUGAUACACUGUUAGAGCACUCACAUAUUAAAAAGAAAAGGAAGCAGCAAACGGAUGUUGAUGUAACUGCUGAAAACGAGCUUGCAUCGGACCAAAUUCUGGAAGGUGACAAAGAAACCACAGUGUAUAUAGAUAAGAUAAUAACUAUUCGAGAAGUAACCUCUGUGGAUGGAAGUCGAGUUAUCGAGGACAGCCAGGAUUGAAAUCAUCAGUCCCAUGGCCAAAUGGUUUGAUUACUCGUGUGUAAAUAUUAUUUUUCAAGUAUGCUUGAAGUUGGAAGCCAUGGCUUCUUGUUGUGAACAUAGCAGAGGGAACAUUGGAGGCUGAUAUUACAUUUCUGAGUGUAUGAUUACAAUUCUAUUUGUAGCCUAAAGGUUUUUGUUAGAGCCUUGUGGAAAUUGUCUCCGCUUGCAAUUUGGUUCGAUUGAAGGGUUGCUUUGGAGCAAUUGUUUGAAGGUUGUCUGAUUGCAACCUGUGGUUCAUUGCUCUGGACCAAAUCGGCAUUCUCUCCAGAUGUGGGGAUAAGGAUGCAUGCUUCUAUGGCCUCACCAGGCCCCAAAUUGCGAGAUUCUUGUGCAUUGGGUUCCCAUAAUUUAUUACUUUAGAUUGAUUAAAGAUACUUUCAUCUUAGUUUUUGACCUCUUCAGUUAGUAAGAUGUUAUGCUGGUUUGAGCUGCUAAUUUGAUUUGUACCUCUUUAUGCUGUCCGUGACUCCAUGUUAA
Diospyros lotus (date-plum) is the source of this 3434-nucleotide messenger RNA. RefSeq names its product protein CROWDED NUCLEI 4. The record is from RefSeq and is a predicted model, not a curated record. Gene Ontology annotation, cellular component: nucleus. The transcript is spliced from 7 exons. Gene Ontology annotation, biological process: nucleus organization. The coding region runs from base 282 to 2915 and encodes 877 amino acids. Lineage: Eukaryota; Viridiplantae; Streptophyta; Magnoliopsida; Ericales; Ebenaceae.